AUGAAUAAAAGAAAAGAUGGAAGGAAGAAGUUUCAUGAGACACGACAUCCAAUAUACAAAGGAGUGAGACAAAGAAACGGAAAAUGGGUGUGUGAGCUAAGACAACCUAACAACAAAACUCGUCGUGUUUGGCUUGGAACAUUUUCUCACCCUGACAUGGCAGCUAAAGCUUAUGAUGUUGCAGCUUUAGCUUAUCAAGGUGAAGCUGCUUCCUUAAAUUUUCCUAACUCGGCUACCUCUUUGCCUCGUCUUGAUUCACAAACUUCUUCUAGGUCGAUUCAGCUUGCCGCUACGAAAGCGGCUGAAAAAUAUUUCUCGUCGUGUGAGGGCUCUGAACCAUUUUCGGUUGAGAAUGGUUCAGAGUGUUUAGCUUGUGUUUGUGAUAUUAAUGUUUGCAUGGGGGAAGAUUCUGAAAGGUUGUUUUGGGAUGAGGAGGAGGUUUUCAAUAUGCCGGGUUUGAUAAAUAGUAUGGCGGAAGGGUUGGUUAUGACACCACCAGCGUUGCAGAGAGGGUUCAAUUGGGUUGAUGAGGAAACUACCAUGGAUUUGACUCUAUGGAAAAGUUGA
Molecule: messenger RNA, 567 nt
Organism: Lathyrus sativus (Indian pea)
Lineage: Eukaryota; Viridiplantae; Streptophyta; Magnoliopsida; Fabales; Fabaceae
Source: the annotation of a GenBank genome assembly